This is a messenger RNA of Calidris pugnax (ruff), 1001 nucleotides long. RefSeq names its product chitobiosyldiphosphodolichol beta-mannosyltransferase-like. Bases 327 to 905 code for a protein of 192 amino acids. Gene Ontology annotation, cellular component: endoplasmic reticulum. The transcript has 6 exons. Lineage: Eukaryota; Metazoa; Chordata; Aves; Charadriiformes; Scolopacidae. The record is from RefSeq and is a predicted model, not a curated record. Gene Ontology annotation, molecular function: mannosyltransferase activity.
GUUUUUUAAAUUUCAUUCUAGGCAUACUAUCUUCCGUGGUGGUGUAAAACAGGGCAGUGUAAAACAGGACAAUUUCAACACUUAAUUCUGUAGCUUGAGAAACUAGAUGUUUUUAACUUGAUAGCUUUGGGGCUGUGCAGUAUCUGUGGCUUGUUUGUCUGCCAUGUUCCCAAUAGGGGGAGCAAAUAAGCCCUGUGUAUGGUUAGAGAUUUUAUUUAUUAAAAUAGUUAUGGCAGAUUUUUAAUAGGAAAGCAUGGUCCAGACAUAAAUUGUGGAGGUGAGGAAAAUCUUGACCGUUGCUAUUGAAAGACUAUAAUUCAUUAUAAAUGGUAGAAAUACAAUUGUCCCUAAUAAAGCUUUCUCUUUCAGAGGAUGAAGACUUUUCAAUCCUUUUAAAAGCUUUAGAAGAUUACGAGCGGUUUAUCAACGAAGGGGCCAGGCUGCCAUCUUUAGUAUGUGUGAUAACAGGUAAAGGGCCUCUAAAAGACUACUACAACGGUCUGAUAAAUAAACUGCACUUGAAGCAUAUCCAGAUCUGUACACCCUGGCUUGAAGCUGAGGAUUACCCUCUUUUGCUUGGCUCAGCAGACCUGGGGGUGUGUCUCCAUAAAUCAUCCAGUGGUUUGGAUUUACCCAUGAAGGUGGUGGAUAUGUUUGGCUGCUGUUUACCUGUGUGUGCAAUAUAUUUUGAAUGUUUACAUGAACUUGUGAAACACGAUGAAAAUGGCCUGAUAUUCAGGGACUCGAGUGAACUUGCAGAACAACUAAAGAUGCUUCUCCUGGGAUUUCCUACACUGGAAGGCAAACUUCACAGCUUCAGGGAAAACCUCCGAGCAUCCAAGGAGCAACGCUGGGAUGAGAGCUGGGACCAGACCCUUCUUCCUUUGCUUGGGCAGAAUGAGUGACUUUUUCUGGGAAAGGAUCGUGUCAAAAAAAGCUAAUACAUUCCUGGAGCUGCGUGGAUUUGAUAAAUAGUGAAUAAACACCUUCUGUUGGCAAUA